Messenger RNA from Triticum dicoccoides, 1894 nucleotides. Its product is annotated as putative receptor-like protein kinase At4g00960. The record is from RefSeq and is a predicted model, not a curated record. NCBI's taxonomy places the organism in Eukaryota, Viridiplantae, Streptophyta, Magnoliopsida, Poales, Poaceae. Gene Ontology annotation, biological process: protein phosphorylation. Gene Ontology annotation, molecular function: ATP binding; protein kinase activity. The coding region runs from base 294 to 1619 and encodes 441 amino acids. The transcript has 8 exons.
GAGUAGAAACAGAGUAGCAAGAGUGCACACUGCCCAGCCCAAGAUCCACCCCCUUCCUCCCUCAGUCCCUCCUCUUACGCGCUGGUGGGUAAGGUUCCUCUCCGAGAGCAAACCACUCGUUUCCGACCAUCGCCGUGCGUCCCCUGCCGCCGCCGCUCCUGCUGGGGGAGUAGCCUCCAGGUCCAGCGCAAGAAAAAGGGUCAGCAUAGCAGAUUUUUGUGAGGCAGGUUUCAAAUAAGGGAGACGAACAUCUGAAGCUGUACUUAGUACUCGUACAUUCCUAGGAGAUUGAUAUGGAUCUCACGUUCCAGUUGAUAGAACAGAUUACCAAAAGUUUCUCUGACGAUCAAAAAAUUGGCUGUGGUGCAUAUGGGGAAGUUUACAAGGGAGUGCACAAUGGUGAAGAAAUUGCCAUUAAGAAGCUUUACAACAUGCAAGGGAUUGAUGACAAGGAAUUUACAAAUGAGUUCCGUAAUCUUAUGAAGGUCAAGCAUCCGAACAUCGUACGCUUAAUUGGCUACUGCUAUGAAAUACGACAUAGACAUGUUGAGAUGAACGGAGAACUUGUUUUCGCUAAAAUAAUAGACCGACUUCUCUGCUUUGAAUAUAUGGAGGGUGGAAGCCUUGCUAAGUAUAUUUCUGAUGAAUCCUGUGGUCUUGAUUGGCCCACUCGAUACAAAAUCAUUAAGGGAAUUUGUGAGGGUCUAAAUCAUCUUCAUAAUGGGCGGAGUGAUUAUAUUUAUCAUCUGGAUUUGAAACCGGAUAAUAUACUGUUGGAUAAAAACAUGAUGCCCAGGAUUGCAGAUUUCGGCAUGUCAAGACUCUUAGCUUCAUCCAAAACCCAUAUAACUCAAACUCUAAAAGGAACACUAGGGUACAUGCCACCAGAAUUCAUUGACAAGCGCAGAAUCACAAAGAAGUAUGAUGUGUUCAGUGUUGGUGUCAUAAUUUUACAAGUAAUGGCUGGAGCUCAGGGCUACAACAAUUGUUGUGAGAUGUCUUCUCCCCAACAGUUUAUCGAGCUUGUACAUGAGAACUGGAAGAAAAGGCUUCAAGGGAUGCCAAUGCAGGAAAAUACUUACUCAAUUGACAUCCUAGCAGUGCAGAGAUGUAUUGAACUCGCAGUGAGAUGUGUGGAGGCCGAUCCCGUAAAAAGGCCUAGUAUAAUGGACGUCGUCGAUGAGCUGAAUAAACUAGAUGCUGACAUGAAGAAUAUAUCACUUCCAUGCCAGGAAACUUCUGAUUCCAAAGAUCUUGAGCUCGAUCCUGCCCUCGAGCUACGCUUCCCAUUUGAGCUAAACAGGGACAUAUCAUGUUGUAUGCAGCUAAUCAACAAGACAAACGAGUUCGUUGCAUUCAACAUCAGAACCAAUAAAAUGAAGUACAGUGCACGGCCAAGUAACGGGACUAUGGCACCAUAUUCCAAGAUUUAUAUCACAUUUACAUUGCUGGCACAAGACAAGGAUCCACCCUAUAUGCGGUGCCAAGACAUGCUCAUUGUGCAGAGCACUAGGCUCAGCAUGGAAUCCGGUGAUGAGAUCACUGACGAGUUCUUCGAGAAGGCAGUGGCAAGUAGGGUGGUGGAUGAGGUGAAGUUGCCGAUUGUCUAUGUUGUGUAGUUACUGUGCUGGAGCAUGAGUGAAAUCCAUCUAGGGUGACAUGACAAGGGAAACAUAGAGGCUCAUGACUUGCAUAAAGUUCUGCGGAUAUUUGAGAGUAGAUUCUGUCGGUAAGAAAACUAUGUUCAACUUUUGCGUGUGUAACCGUUUAGAAAGACUAAUAUGAACUUAGAUCUGUAUCCACCCUUCACUAGUUAUAUGGACUCAAAGGAUUCAUGCUACUACAUUGCGUUUUUGUAAAGGGGGUGUAUAUUAAUUAAGAACCAUUGUCAUCA